This is a messenger RNA of Equus quagga, 2269 nucleotides long. RefSeq names its product N-acetylglucosamine-1-phosphodiester alpha-N-acetylglucosaminidase (gene NAGPA). The transcript is spliced from 11 exons. Lineage: Eukaryota; Metazoa; Chordata; Mammalia; Perissodactyla; Equidae. The coding region runs from base 58 to 1767 and encodes 569 amino acids. The record is from RefSeq and is a predicted model, not a curated record.
CCCGCAGAUCUUGAGUCACGUGGGGAGAGGCCACGUGACCGGACGCCCGAGUCCAACAUGGCGGCCUCCAUGGGCCGCCGGCUUCUCUUCCUCCUUGCGCUGCUCGGCUUCCUCCGGCAGGCGUCGGGCGGCCUCGGCUCGGGGGCCUCCCGCGACGACGACGUGCUGCUGCCCUACUCCCGCGCGCGCGCGCGCCCCGCCCGGGACUGCGCCCGGGUGCACGCCGGGCCCCGCGAGCACGAGAGCUGGCCGCCCGCCCGCGCGACCCCCGACGCCCGCGGCCCGGCCGUGCGCGCCUUCGUUUCGCACUUCGCAGGCCGCGCGGUGGCCGGCCACCUGACGCGGGCCGCCGAUCCCCUGCGCACCUUCUCGGUGCUGGAGCCCGGCGGGCCCGGAGGCUGCGCGGCGAGGCGUCGCGCCACCGUGGAGCAGACGGCGCGGGCGGCCGGCUGCAGCGUGGCCCAGAACGGCGGCUUCUUCCGCAUGAACACGGGCGAGUGCCUGGGGAACGUGGUGAGCGACGGGCGGCGGGUGAGCAGCGCCGGGGGGCUGCAGAACGCGCAGUUCGGGAUCCGCCGCGACGGGACCCUGGUCACCGGAUACCUGUCUGAGGAGGAGGUGCUGGACACCGAGAAUCCAUUUGUGCAGCUGGUGAGCGGGGUCGUGUGGCUGAUUCGAAAUGGAAGCGUCUAUGUCAACGAGAGCCAGGCGACCGAGUGCGAUGAGACGCAGGAGACAGGUUCCUUUAGCAAAUUUGUGAACGUGAUGUCUGCCAGGACGGCUCUGGGCCACGACCGGAAGGGGCAGCUGGUGCUUUUCCACGCCGACGGGCAGACGGAGCAGCGGGGCGUGAACCUGUGGGAGAUGGCGGAGUUCCUGCUGAAACAGGACGUGGUCAACGCCAUCAACCUGGACGGAGGGGGCUCUGCCACCUUCGUGCUCAACGGGACCUUGGCCAGUUACCCCUCAGAUCACUGCCAGGACAACAUGUGGCGCUGUGCCCGCCAUGUGUCCACUGUGGUGUGUCUGCAUGAGCCACGCUGCCAGCCGCCUGACUGCAGCGGCCACGGGACCUGUGUGGAGGGGCGUUGCCAGUGCACAGGGCGCUUCUGGCGGGGUGCUGCCUGCGACGAGCUGGACUGUGGCCCCUCCAACUGCAGCCAGCACGGGCUUUGCACAGAGGCUGGCUGUCGCUGUGAAGCUGGAUGGACAGGGUCCAACUGCAGUGAAGCUUGCACCAACGGCUCCUUCGGGGAGAACUGUGCCCAGAAGUGCCGGUGUCAGAAUGGAGCUGCCUGUGACCCGGUUCGGGGGACCUGCACCUGUCCCGCUGGCUUCACGGGAGACACUUGUGUGCAGGAGUGUCCCCUCGGCUGGUACGGGCCGGGCUGCCGGAGGCCUUGUGAGUGUGAACACAGGUGUCCCUGUGACCCCCAGACCGGCAACUGCAGCCUCGCCCAGGCACCCACCCUGAACGACAUCGUCUCCCAAGUGAAGCAGUGUCUCCGGCCAUCGGAGGCCACCGUGAGGACAGGAGAGUUCUCCCUUCUCACCGGGACCACCUGGCUGGCCCUCACCCUGGCCCUGGUCUUCCUUCUGCUGGUCAGCACGGUGGUGAACGUGUCCUUGCUCCUCGGCUCCAGAGCAGAGCGGAGCCGGCACCUGGACGGGACGUACGUCUACCACCCGCUGCAGGAGAUGAACGGGGAGCUCCUGGCCUCCGAGAAGGAGCAGCCGGGCGACGCCCAGAACCCCUUCAAGGACUGAAGCCUUAAAGCAGCCCUCCUGGCCUGUUCUGGAGGCUCGUCUCAACACGGUCUCGCUUCUGCAGGGGAAACGCCAAGGCCACUGAUUGCCGGGGUGGUCUCGGCCCUGGUGCCAAGUGAAGCUUCUGAUAGCCCCUGUGCCUCAGCCCCUCGCCUCGGCCCUCCCCUAGCCGCCUGCACUCGCACCCCCAGCCAUACAGUGCUCCCCGGAGAGAAACUGCCUCCUCCCCCGCCUGCCUGUGUCUGCUGCUCACGAGGCCUGUCCCCCAGGGCCUGGCCCGCUGCCAAAGAGCCUCCGGCCCCCUGGGCAGGGCCACCCGCCAAUGGAACUCACCGUGGCCACACAGUGCCCAAGUGGCGGGGGCCAGUCAGCCCCCUGGACAGGAGUGGAUUAAAGAGACGAUGGCCUCCUCAGAGGAUCCUUUUCUACAGACCUCCUCACCGACUUUGCCGACAAGAAUUCUGUUUCCUGUCACGGGAAGCUCCUUAGAAGGGACGGGGGG